Molecule: messenger RNA, 2118 nt
Organism: Ctenopharyngodon idella (grass carp)
Lineage: Eukaryota; Metazoa; Chordata; Actinopteri; Cypriniformes; Xenocyprididae
Product: CMRF35-like molecule 5
Exons: 6
Coding region: 117-1046 (309 amino acids)
Source: RefSeq, a predicted model, not a curated record
UGGUAAUAUUAGUUGCUGACGCCACAUUGUUCACUCAGUACGGAAGAGAACGACAGUAAUGUUUGUCACACAGAAUUUGGUCUUUUAUUUAAGAGAAACUCUUGUCAAAGUUCAUCAUGUGGGACGUUCUGCUGCUCUUUUCCAGCAUCUGUACAGCUGUUGUUGUCGGAGCUCCAGUUACAGUUAAAGGACACAGAGGAGAGAGAGUUGAGAUCAGAUGCUCAUAUGAAUCUAGAUAUGAAUCAAAUUCAAAGUAUUUUUGUAAAGGCGAGUGUAUGACUGGAAAUAAAAACAUCAUGGUUAAAUCAGGAUCUCCAGCUAAAGACGAGAGAUUCUCUCUGACUGACGACACGACGAACAGAGUUUUCACCGUCACCAUCACUGAUCUGAGAACAGAGGAUGAAGGACUAUACUGGUGUGCUGUGAAGAGGACUUUGCCUUUAACUGAUGUCUAUUCAGAGAUUAUGUUGCAGGUUAAACUGGAUGAGAAGACCACUGAGGUUUCAACCAUCAGCCCUUUUUCAAACACAUCAUCAUCAUCAUCAUCAUAUUUCAGUACAACAGAACUGAAUCCACAAUCCACCAGCAUGAAUCAAACAAAUCAUCACUUCUCAACAGGUCAUGUCUCAGAUUCAGGGUUUGUCAUCUACGUCAGUGCUGGGUUAGUCAUCAUGGUGAUCAUCUUCCUCAUGACGCUGAUGGUGUGGUGUAAGAAGAGAAGCAAGAAACCACCAAGAGAUACACAAACAGGACUUUCACAGCAAGUCUCUGUCGGGCUUUUGCCUUUGAAUACAACAGCAGAGAUCACUGCAGAGGACAGUGACUGGAAUGACCAUAAUUAUCAGGAAAUCAGCGAGUUUCAGUGCAAGAACAGUCAAAACACCACUAUCUACUCAACAGCAGAAAGUCCAGAUGAUCCAAUGAUCUACUCCACUGCGGAUAAACCAGAUGAUCCAAUGACCUACUCCACUGCAGAUAAACCAGAUUUAACAGUCUACUCAACAGUAGAUAAACCAGUUUCAACAAUCUACUCCACUGCAAAUUAACUAGCUGAUCUGAUGAUGUACUUCACAGUAGUCUCAGCCUCAGACGUCAUGCCCACGGACCGUUGGCUGAACGUCUGAUGCAUAUGGCACACUUAUCUGGAAACACUUCAGGAGUUUUGAAGUCAUCAUCUGGUUGGUUGAAUUCUACAGGAUGUCCGGGAGACGUGUGUGUUGCGUUCUUUAACGGUCCGCCUGGAAACAAAUGCCGUGACGCCAAACCCCCUCGUAGAAGAAGAACGGUGUCAUGUUUACAACUAUGACAACGAGCGCUUAUCAGGAUCAAAUAAACGCUGGAUUUUCAAAAGUAUGUGAAGUUCAUGGCUCCAUUGUUGCAGUAAACUUACACAAUGUUCUUGAAUGAAUAAUUUAUUAGAUGCACGCCGGUCUGUUAUUGUUGGUACAUCAACUUUCAUUUUCACGCCCCUAAACCUGACGCGGACCAAACGAACUGUGAUUGGUUGCUUUACAUGUCAAUCAAACGUCUUCUUUUGUGGUCCUUAGCCAAUAAAGGCUGCGAUAGAGUCCAGACCUUCUGCCGUCAGUCUGAAGGUCUGGCUACGCAAGACUAACUUCACAGUAAAGAGACUAAUGACGUUUUUUGCAGAAUGUGUGUCAAAGCAGCUUCAUGGAGUGGAAGUUCAACCCACAAUGCAGUGACAGGACAAAAACAAUCCCUUAUUUUAAGAAGACACUUUGGCUAGAUUAGGGUUUAAAUGAAGAACCAUGCCCUCAUCUGCUUCAUUUUGUGGAAUAGAUGCCGACUGUCAGUCACUGGAUUUACAAAAAAACACUUUAGCAUUUGUCGAUCUAUUGUAAUGUUCAGAGAAAGUUUACAGUUUUUUUUUUUUUUGCAGUUUGUUAUAUUAUACUCAUUACGAGUGUUAUUUGUGUAUUACUUUAUUUAUUUGAAAUGCAGGUAUUGGCUCGCCUUAUCAAAUGGGUUUACAUGAAUAUAGCUCAAUAUAUUUUGCAUAAUUAAACAGUUGUGUUUAUGGCCAGGCCAAUGCAGGUGAACCUUCAGUUUUUGGGCAAAUGACUGCAUAUAUAUAUAAUUAAAUACAUUUGUUUUAAA